Messenger RNA from Plutella xylostella (diamondback moth), 961 nucleotides. RefSeq lists its product as uncharacterized. The record is from RefSeq and is a predicted model, not a curated record. Lineage: Eukaryota; Metazoa; Arthropoda; Insecta; Lepidoptera; Plutellidae.
UUGUCAAAAUGAGAGCGGCUGCAGCGUGACGUCUAAACGUGUUUGUUUACAAAAAACCAAAAAUAUUCAUUCCAGAUACAUUUAGAUGCAGUCAAUGUGAACAAACGCCAGUUGCCUGAUCAUGUCUGAUACCGAGGUGGAAGGCGAGGCCGAGGAGCCCCAGGGAGCGCCGGGAGAAAGAAAGUCUCAUGUCCGUCUGAUGGCGCCAGACCCAGAACAGAAUGAACCAACUGACGACUCCAAAGUUCACAUGAAGUCAUCACAAAAAGAUAUAGUGCCAGAUAAUGUAGACACUGCCAAAGUUACGGAUAUAACAAAUACAGGCCAAAGUGAAACAACGGAACAAAAAAGCUCAAUGUCUGCGGUAAAAGAAGAGGAAGUCAAACAGUUGGCCAACACAUUGGCGACCAACAUUUGGACGAAGCAGUCGGCGCCAGCGCUGGCCGCCGCCGCUGAAGACAUCAAGUGCGCUUUGAAAGACAAAAAAAUGCCAAUACCUUCAGCACCACAGCUAAACCACCUGUCGGGGACAACAUCAUACCCAAUCAAACCAGUGAUUUCACUACCAGCCAAGAGAAUAGAGACCAUUCCUGAUAGCAAGGAGGAACAUGAGCAGAGCAAGACAGAGCUGAAUAAAGAUACAGACGAAAAUGUAAUCGAAAUGCCGGAGGUUCAAGCAGAGCCAACCACUACUAGAGAGAUUACUGAGUGGGCAGACGAGGCGGGGGCGAGCGGGGCGCCGCGGGGCGAGGGGCGGACGUCGCGCGCGGUGCGGCGGUUCUUCUGCUGCGGCGCCGUCGACGCGGCCUCAGAAGACAACGUCACCUACACACGCACCGGCAGUGGCAUCUAGGCAUCUCGCUCGCACACAUCAAGCUACUAGUAUCCAUGAUAUUGUGGUGUUCGCAUAUUUAAUUGGUUUCUAUAAUGUAAAAAUCGUAAAAAAUUACCUUGAAAACAA